UAUCUGAGACCCUUUUACGCAUCGACUAAUCUAAAAAAGUCAGAUUCAGAGAGAGAGAGAGAGAGAGAGAGCCUAAUGGCGAUCUCUGAAGCGCUCUCUCCACUGAUUGGUGGUAGCAGUGGCGGUGGCGGGACCUAUUACGUCGAUGCCGCCGUGGAUUUCAAGGGGCGGCCCGCGAUCCGGUCGAGGUCCGGCGGGUGGACGUCCUCCCUAUUCAUUAUCGGGGUGGAGGUGUCGGAGAGGAUAGCUUACUACGGCAUCGUUUCCAACCUCAUCACGUACCUGACGGUGUCGCUCCACCAGUCGACGGCCGCGGCGGCGGAGAGCAUCAACUUGUGGUCGGGGGUGGCCUCGCUGCUGCCGCUAGCCGGAGCCUUCGUCGCCGAUUCCUUCCUGGGCAGAUACAAGACCAUCCUCUUCUCCUCCUUUCUCUACCUCCUGGGUUUGGCUCUCCUGACACUUUCUGCUAUAUUUCCAAUUGGCUGCAGUGACAAUGCAUCUUCAUGUUCCUCGUCAAAAUUUCAACUAGUCUUUUUUUACCUCUCUCUAUAUUUGGUUGCUAUCGCUCAAAGCGGCCACAAGCCUUGUGUUCAGGCAUUUGGCGCAGAUCAAUUUGAUGAGACAGAUCCGGAGGAGAAGAAGUCCAAGGCCUCUUUCUUCAACUGGUGGUACUUUGGGAUGUGUCUCGGAACUCUAUGCUCAGUUUCUGCUAUUAACCUUAUCCAGGAAAAUGUUGGCUGGGGUCUUGGAUUUGGAUUGCCAUGCCUAUCGAUGGCUAUGUCACUCGUAGUUUUUUUGGUUGGGACAUUUCAUUAUCGUUUUAAGAUAGCUGAAGUGGAAAGCCCCUUCACAAGGAUAGCACGAGUUUUUGUUGCAGCAAUUCGAAGAUCAAAAUGGGCAGAAGAAGAAAUGGAAAGCCAAAUUGGUACUUCCAGUGCCAGCCACACAAGCUUCCUUGAUAGAGCUGCAGUACCAUUGAGGUCAGAUUUUUCUUCACCAUCCAAAAAGGACAAGUGGAUUGUAUGUUCUGUUGCACAAGUAGAAGAGGCUAAGGGAGUUCUUCGCUUGAUCCCAUUAUGGGUAACAUGUUUGAUGUAUGCAGUUACAUUCGCUCAGUCAUCAACUUUCUUCACAAAGCAAGGCAGCACAAUGGAGAGGAAAAUUUUUCCCGGCUUUUUGGUACCUGCAGCAACAUUGCAGAGCUUCAUCAGUAUCUCUAUAGUUGUGUUGAUCCCCAUAUAUGAUAGGGUUCUUGUUCCAGUUGCUAGGGGUGUCACAGGCAUCACCUCUGGCAUAACAAUGCUCCAGAGAAUUGGAACUGGAAUGUUCUUAUCAAUAAUUUCUAUGGUGGUAGCUGCCAUUGUGGAGUUGAAGAGACUAAAUGUUGCAAAAGAUGCAGGUCUAGUUGACUUACCAAAGGCAACUGUGCCCAUGAGCAUAUUGUGGUUGGUUCCUCAGUACCUCUUGUUUGGACUUGCUGAUGUCUUUGCAAUGGUGGGUUUGCAAGAAUUUUUUUAUGAUCAGAUGCCCGAUGGAUUACGUAGUAUGGGCAUGGCUCUUUAUCUUAGUGUUUUCGGGGUUGGGAACCUCUUGAGUAGCUUUCUCAUUUCCCUGGUAGAAAACUUGAGCAGUGCAGGAGGAGAAAGUUGGUUCUCCAAUAAUCUUAACCGAGCACAUCUAGAUUACUUCUACUGGCUAUUGGCAGGCCUUAGCACUUGUGGAUUGUUAGCAUAUUUAUUGUUUGCUAAAUUUUAUACAUACAGGAUCAGACACCCAAAACAUUUUAUAUCAGUGACGACAGAUACCAAAGGCAGCAAUGCGUAAGUGGAUGGGUUGUACCCAAAGAUGCUUUAUGACAACGGUGCUGGUAUAGGUAUUAUCGGUCAUGGUUCCAGUUGUAUACCUGUAAGGUUAUUAACCCAAGGAUUAAAAUCUAAAAGAUCUCUAUUAGUAAACUUUUCUCUAGCUUUAUAAACAAAUAGGUCUCGUUGAUAAUGGUUUAAGAGAAUCAAUCAUUCUAAAGAAGUUCUACACGCAGGCAAGGGAAGGCUUAUGGUACAGAGAACGGCAUUUCUUGUGCUGGAAAGGAAUUUCCUAUCUGUUGUGCUUACUCACAUAUGACUAGCAUAAAAGUAUUUCUUCGUGUUUCCAUUUCAGUUAUGAACUCUCAUCAAUUAAAUGCCUCCACUUGUAUUCAUAUUUUUUAUUUUUACUAUUUAUUCAUCUAAAUACUUCUGGUUACACAUUAUUACGUGUGUCUAGCUUAAAUGUUAACAAAAAUAUGCAUAUUAUUUGCAGUA
This is a messenger RNA of Nymphaea colorata (pocket water lily), 2300 nucleotides long. RefSeq names its product protein NRT1/ PTR FAMILY 5.10-like. Gene Ontology annotation, biological process: dipeptide transport; transmembrane transport. Gene Ontology annotation, molecular function: dipeptide transmembrane transporter activity; tripeptide transmembrane transporter activity. The record is from RefSeq and is a predicted model, not a curated record. The transcript has 4 exons. Gene Ontology annotation, cellular component: membrane. Lineage: Eukaryota; Viridiplantae; Streptophyta; Magnoliopsida; Nymphaeales; Nymphaeaceae. Bases 76 to 1824 code for a protein of 582 amino acids.